AUGGGUCAGGACUUAGCGCGCCUGGGCAAUGAGUGCGACUGCUGGGUCUCCGGCGAAGAGAGCCAUCAAGGGGUGCAAGUGCAACCUGCUAUGGUGGAUCCAGUCGCAAACUUGGUGAGCAAGGACGUCCCGAGAAGCACUUUGGUGCCGAAGAAAGCUGAGGAAUCACCACCAGCCGGUGGCACCAGAGCUCCUCCCUUCUACAACAUCGCGGCAUGGGCUCAGGAUUCGGAGGCCGAUUCUUUUGUAAUUCCACCACCUCCUGAGCCCCUACCCGCGCUGCCUGUACCGGAGGUGAGCCCUACCAAGGCAGAGCCAUCCCCCGCGGCGUCUCCCCCACGGCCAGCUGCGCCUCCAGCACCUGCCGCACCUGCACCGGGUCCAGCACCGGCCGCCUCGACUGCCUCAGCGGCGCCACGGAAGAAGGAGCCGGUGAAGUCUUCCCCCGUGAAGCGUCAGCAGGAUUCACCAGGGGUCAGCAUCGAUGCUGUGCUCACUGAUCUAGAGGGAGCUGAGCAGGCUGCAUUUAAAGCAGCUUUUAAGAGCCUCUCCUCCGGACUGGAAGUCUUGCCCCUCGAUCAUGAUCAGCUGAGAAGCUUCAUUCUCAUCAACAGCGGAGUCACUGAACAGGACUUGGAAGUUGAGAUGUUGAAGCUGGCCUCAGCGAGAGAUGACUUUAGCAUCGACGCCAGCGCGUUGAUUUCUUUGUUACGUGAGCAUCCAAUCGGUGACGAUGACGUCUUGAAUCUCUUCAUGAGCCUCUCGACAGAUGGUGAAAGCCUGUCCUCGGAGGAGUGUCGGACGGGUCUGCUACAAGUCACCAGCAGGUUGCCGGAGACGGGACUCUCCGAGGAGCGCAUGGAUCGCGUCUUCGACAGGGUGAUGACUUCUGCAGGCUUGACCGUGUCCAUGGAGGAGUGGCUGCAAUACGCCAAGACCACUGCACGCAUCCUGCGUUUGAUUGCCUACAGCAGGGCUUGA
Messenger RNA from Cladocopium goreaui, 981 nucleotides. NCBI's taxonomy places the organism in Eukaryota, Dinophyceae, Suessiales, Symbiodiniaceae. The record is from the annotation of a GenBank genome assembly.